AUGAGCAAGGGUAUAAUAUGCAACUUUGGUACCCUAUUGUUGAUAGCUGACAUCAAGAAUAUGGAGCCAAUAUGUGAAGCAUGCAGUUGCAGAAAAAUGCAAACCACAUUGUACCUGGGGAAGAUUGAUCAGAGAGGAGACUUAAUAGUGUGGUCAUUAGAAAAUCUAGAGUUUAAGUUUGCUGGUGGUAGUGGAGAAGCAAGGAGAACAUGCACAUCAGAGAAUGGCACAAAAAGUGGGUUGAAGCUACCAAAGAUGUUAAAGGACAUGCUUAUGCAGCUGGCAAAUGAGGUUAAUUGGGCUGUGCUUGUGUUGCAGACAUUGACAACUAUUGGAUUUAUCCAUACAGGUGAAUGA
Molecule: messenger RNA, 357 nt
Organism: Paraglomus brasilianum
Lineage: Eukaryota; Fungi; Glomeromycota; Glomeromycetes; Paraglomerales; Paraglomeraceae
Source: the annotation of a GenBank genome assembly